This is a messenger RNA of Mandrillus leucophaeus (drill), 1514 nucleotides long. RefSeq names its product guanine nucleotide binding protein (G protein), beta polypeptide 1-like (gene GNB1L). NCBI's taxonomy places the organism in Eukaryota, Metazoa, Chordata, Mammalia, Primates, Cercopithecidae. The record is from RefSeq and is a predicted model, not a curated record. Gene Ontology annotation, molecular function: protein binding. Bases 253 to 1236 code for a protein of 327 amino acids. The transcript has 8 exons.
AGUGUGGAGGCGGGAGCCCGGGCGGCCGGCUUGGAACUCUGUGCGCGCGGGCCUGGAGCUACGCCCCUCCGUCUUUUCCCGACUUCUGAUCCGCGGAGGGGCACUCGGAGCCCCAGCCUGGGUCGCAGUGUCUUCGGUGGCGCUUGGACUCUCGCCCUCGGAGGGAGGCCCGUCCCCCGGUGUCUAGCUACGGAUCCCUGGACCCUCUUCGCGGGCGCUUCGCGUAGCCGCAGGUAACUGCAUCCUGCCAGCAUGGAGGCCCCCUGCCCGCCACCGCCUCCAGACCCCCAGUUUGUCCUCCGAGGCACCCAGUCACCGGUGCAUGCGCUGCACUUCUGGGAAGGAGCCCAGGCUCAGGGGCACCCGGUCCUCUUCUCAGGGUCUCAGAGUGGCCUGGUACACGUCUGGAGCCUGCAGACACGGAGAGCGGUCACCACCCUGGAUGGCCACAGGGGCCAGUGUGUAACCUGGCUGCAGACGCUGCCCCAGGGGCACCAGCUCCUCAGUCAGGGCCGAGACCUGAAGCUGUGCCUGUGGGACCUGGCGGAGGGCAGGAACGCUGUCGUGGACUCCAUGCGCUUGGAGAGCGUGGGCUUCUGCCGGAGCAGCAUCCUGGCCGGGGGCCAGCCGCGCUGGAUGCUUGCCGUGCCAGGGAAGGGCAGCGACGAGGUUCAGAUUCUGGAGAUGCCAUCCAAGACGUCAGUGUGCGCCCUGAAGCCGAAGGCAGAUGCCAAGCUAGGCAUGCCCAUGUGCCUGCGGCUGUGGCAGGCCGACUGCAACUCCCGCCCACUCCUUCUGGCCGGCUAUGAGGAUGGAUCGGUGGCCCUGUGGGACGUCUCUGAGCAGAAGGUGUGCAGCCACAUCGCCUGCCACGAGGAGCCCGUCAUGGACCUUGACUUUGACUCCCAGAAGGCCAGGGGCAUCUCGGGCUCUGCGGGGAAGGCGCUGGCUGUCUGGAGCCUGGACGGGCAGCAGGCCCUGCAGGUGCGUGGGACUCAUGAACUCACCAAUCCCGGGAUCGCCGAGAUCACCAUCCGGCCAGACCGCAAGAUCCUGGCCACCGCAGGCUGGGACCACCGCAUCCGCGUGUUCCACUGGCGGACGAUGCAGCCGCUGGCCGUGCUGGCCUUCCACAGUGCCGCCGUCCAGUGCGUGGCCUUCGCCGCCGAUGGCUUGUUGGCCGCGGGCUCCAAGGAUCAGCGGAUCAGCCUCUGGUCGCUCUACCCAUGCGCGUGACUCACCCACUCCCCUCCCGGGAGACAAGGAGGGCGGGCAGGGAGGUGAGCAUCGGGCCCCAGCCUUGACCUGAAACCUCAAGGGCCUCUGAGGACCAGCAAAUCAUGGCCCAAGGACCACAAGGUUGGUGUUUCCUUUUGUGGAGUGUGUCAUCACAGGACGGUGACUCUGGGGGCCAGCCAGAGUCCUGGCUGUCCAAGGCCUACGGGAGAUGUUGGCUUGGGCCUGCUGUGUUGCCAGCUGAGGGUAUUUUAUAAUAAAUUUCCACUGCCAAGUUG